Molecule: messenger RNA, 573 nt
Organism: Lathyrus sativus (Indian pea)
Lineage: Eukaryota; Viridiplantae; Streptophyta; Magnoliopsida; Fabales; Fabaceae
Source: the annotation of a GenBank genome assembly
AUGGGAAGCAAAGGCCGCAUGCCACCGCCACAACAUUUACGCCGUCCGCAUCCACUUCCACCAGGUCCCGCCAUGCUUCACCACGACCAAGUGGGUCCUGCAAUGCACCACCACGCGCUGCCACCUCCAUUUGAUCUCAUGCCGCCGCCUCAGGCGAUGGAACAGAAACUUGCGUCACAGCACGGGGAAAUGCAGAGGCUGGCUACUGAGAAUCAGAGGCUGGCUGCUACGCAUGGGGUUCUGAGACAGGAGCUUGCUGGGGCACAGCAUGAGCUGCAGAUGUUGCACGCACAUGUUGGAUCUCUUAAGGCGGAGAGGGAGCAGCAGAUGAGGUCUGUGGUUGAUAAGAUUGCGAAGAUGGAGUCGGAGGUAAAGGCGGUGGAGCCGUUGAAUAUGGAGUUGCAGAAGGCGCGUGGGGAGGCUCAGAGUUUGGUGGUUGCGAGGGAGGAGCUUAUGGCAAAAGCUCAACAUUUGAAUCAGGAAAUUCAGAGGGUUCAUGUUGAUGUGCAGCAGAUUCCGGCUCUCAUAUUAGAGCUUGAGCGUCUCAGACAAGAGUACCAGCAUUGCAGGUAA